Neltuma alba is the source of this 923-nucleotide messenger RNA. Its product is annotated as germin-like protein subfamily 1 member 7. Gene Ontology annotation, molecular function: manganese ion binding. The record is from RefSeq and is a predicted model, not a curated record. Bases 39 to 704 code for a protein of 221 amino acids. Lineage: Eukaryota; Viridiplantae; Streptophyta; Magnoliopsida; Fabales; Fabaceae. The transcript has 2 exons.
UGAAAGAGGUAGGGAUCGUAGAGAUAUAUACACACAAGAUGAGAGCUGUGUACUUUGUUGUUAGCCUCUUGGCAUUUGCUUCUUCUCUUGCGCUUGCAUAUGACCCAAGUCCUCUUCAAGAUUUCUGCGUCGCACUCAAAGACACAGCCACUCCAGGAGUUUUUGUGAAUGGGAAAUUCUGCAAGGACCCAAAGGCUGUGAAAGCUGAGGACUUCCUCUUUUCUGGGCUGGACAAAGCCGGAGACACGUCGAAUCCUAAUGGCUCAAACGUUACUGCAGUAGAUGUAAACAUGCUGUAUGGACUAAACACUCUCGGAAUCUCUCUUGCUCGCAUUGACUUUGCGCCAAAGGGAUUGAACCCUCCUCACACUCAUCCACGUGGCACCGAGAUCCUUGUAGUGAUCGAAGGAGCUCUUCUAGUAGGAUUUGUGACGUCUAAUCAAGAUGGGAAUCGAUUAUUCACCAAAAUGCUUAACAAAGGAGAUGUGUUUGUGUUUCCAAUUGGUCUCAUUCACUUCCAACAGAAUGUGGGUUAUGGCAAUGCUGUUGCCAUUGCAGGUCUCAGUAGCCAAAAUGCUGGAGUGAUCACUAUUGCAGAUGCUGUGUUUGGCUCUGAUCCACCCAUCUCUUCUCAAGUUUUGCAAAAGGCUUUCCAAGUGGACCAGAAAAUAAUUGACUACCUUCAGAAGCCAUUUCGUGGUUAAUCAAUGAUGCCUACUACAAAAAUAAUUGAGCGCUUUAUAGAUUAUUAUUAUAUUAUUAAAUAAAUAAAAAAAUUGUAUGGAUAUAUUCCGAGAUGUUUUAUUUGGUUUUCUUUUUUGACGUGGUACUUAUUUAAUUUGUAUUGAAUUUGAUGUAGCAUAGCUUGCAUCAAUACCUCUGUUUGAGAUUCACUAUAAUCGAAUAUUCUAUAUAUAAUUAUA